Messenger RNA from Ogataea philodendri, 2121 nucleotides. RefSeq lists its product as uncharacterized. The coding region runs from base 1 to 2121 and encodes 706 amino acids. Lineage: Eukaryota; Fungi; Ascomycota; Pichiomycetes; Pichiales; Pichiaceae. The transcript has 3 exons. The record is from RefSeq and is a predicted model, not a curated record. Gene Ontology annotation, biological process: protein dephosphorylation. Gene Ontology annotation, molecular function: protein serine/threonine phosphatase activity.
AUGUUGGCACUAAGAGUCAGAUCGUGUGCAAAAAACGUCCAAUUAGCGCGCGGCUACCACAGAUUUGCCGCCAACAACCUGAAAACACCAAAGAUGAGAAAAGAGUUCCGACUGGCGUUUGUUUCUGGCCUGUUGCUCGCAACUUCCUACGUCUCCCUAACAAACAACAACCUUCGGUCCGAUUCGCUGCCCAGCCAGAAAUCCGCCGCCACCGAGCAGAAACAGUACUUUUCCGUGUCCACAAACUCACUUGACGGGAUCUCGUCCCAACAGAACAAACAGGGCAUCUAUUUGCUCACCGACGACGAGGUCAGCAAGCGUUUGAGACAGUAUGAGGAAUCGUACAAUGUCAAUCGCGGAAAAGGCGUGGUCAGAUACGAUAUCUGUCAAUUGCCAAGUAACAACCCCAUUGAAGACGAUAGAAGCGAGAAGAUCGUCCAGGUGCCCGUUCAGGAUAGAGAGAACAACAACGCCCGUGUUGAAACAGACUGGCACUUCUGGUCUAUUUUCGACGGCCAUGCUGGCUGGAACACCUCGGCCAAGUUGAGAGACCAUUUGCUGGACUACGUGAUCAACGAGCUUGAUCAGGUCUACAAAGUUAGUGACAAGAAUCUCAGAUUGAUUCCUUCGAACGAAGCCAUCGACAAGGCCAUCAAACAGGGUUUUUUGAAAUUGGACGACGAGUUGGUCAACAAGAACGUGCAGAAAUUGCUGGAUUUACCAGGAAGUAAGGCCCGUGCAGCUGAGCUGCUGAUGCCCGCUCUGUCGGGAUCGUGUGCCCUGAUGUCAUUCUACGAUACACACUCGCACAGCCUGAAGGUGGCCGUGACAGGCGAUUCGCGUGCCUUGCUGGGAUCACUCGACAACGAGAAUCACUGGACAGUGACCGCGUUGUCGACCGACCAGACGGGUUCCAACCCAACAGAGGUGGCCAAGCUUCUGAGCGAACACCCAAACGAGCCGAACGUGGUGAGAAACGGAAGAGUGCUUGGAUCGUUGGAGCCUUCAAGAGCGUUUGGAGACGCCAGGUACAAAUGGGACAAAGGCACACAGACCAAAGUGGCUAACCAGUUCUUUGGAAGACAGCUGCCUGCCAACUUGAAGACCCCGCCAUACGUGACUGCCGAGCCGGUUGUCACCACGCACGAGGUUUCUCCAUCAAAACACGAUUUUCUGGUGAUGGCUUCUGACGGUCUGUACGAGAUGCUCACCAAUGAGGAGAUCGUUGGAUUGGUGGUGAGAUGGAUGGAGAACAAGAAGAUGGUGAAGCCAAAGAAGUCGUUUGUGGACACCAUCUGGCCAAGCUCGAAAGAUAAACUACCUCUUGUGGAGGACGUGACCGACACCGGGUCAAAGAGCAAACAAAGAUUACAGACCAAGCGGAAGUCGAACGAGCUUGGGUUCCUACUAGAAGAUGAAAACGUGGCCACACAUUUGAUUAGAAACGCACUAAGUAAUGGCGGGUCCAAGGAGGAGGUGAACAUGCUUGUGAGCAUUCCUUCGCCGUUGAGCAGACGCUACAGGGACGACCUGACGGUGAGCGUGAUCUUCUUUGGCGAGGGCGAGAAGCACGUUUCCAACAGCGCGCUCGAGAUCAACCAAGAGGCCACCAAGGGCGGACUGACGAUGAAGGCGAAACUGUCUAUUCUUCCUGAGGAGGAUGGUUGGUCUGCUGGUUUUGCGGCCUCUUCAGGUAUUUGUUUUCCAAUUGCUGUGAACACCUCGUUGACGUUGAGAGCUGAUUUUGCACUAGUUUCGAAAAAUAAUAAACCUUCUUCGUCUGCCAAAGCCUGGCCUUCUUCCACAGACACGCUUCUGCGACCCUCGAUCUCGUCUCCUGUUUCCGGGUCCACCAAAAGAUCGUAUUUGUUACCCACCAACGCAAUCACAAUGUUCUUUGAGGCUUGUUCGUUACAAUGGAGCCAGAUUGGCAAAUCUCUCUUGUCCCGCGGUAUCCCAGAUUUCAAACUUGAUGGUUUUGGUUCCGAUGGUGCAUCUUUGAGUAAGGAAGGCUGCGCCGAUCGUUGGUUCUUUGUUUUCCUGGAAAUCGUUGGAAACGAACCGCAGAACCAGCGACGACUUUCCCACAGCGGCUUCUCCCAGAAGGACAAGUUUGACUGA